AUGGCAGUGGUAAUUUACCACAGGUUUCAGGCGCAGGCGGCCGCGAGCCUUCUCAUCCUUCUCGCCAUCCUCCCGUCGUCGCAUGCGCAAAGCUCUUACCUCGUCGUCCGAGCGAAGCAGCUCAGAGCCGCAUCCGACUCAUACGCCGCGGAUCUCAAGGCUGCGCAAGCUUUCGCUGCGCAGAAAGCACAGGACGAAGCCGAUGCUGCCGCCGCGAUUGCCGCUAUCGAGAAUGACAACACCGCGGAUAAUCUCCGCUCCACUCUGGACAGCAUGAAAGACGCCAUGGACGCUGCGAAGUACGAUCUCGACGACGCGAACAGAAUCCUAUCUUUCCGCAAGCAGGCCUACAUCCAAGCGCAGAUCGACCCCACCAGCCACCCCGAGCUCCCCGCCGCCACGAAAGCCGUCAACGACGCGGCGCGCCGAGUAAAAAUUACCGCCGCCCUACUGGACGAAUGGCGCAACGUCAUCGCGGACGCCGCGACGGCGAUCAGAGAGGCGCUGCAGGCGUACGAGAAAGACCCGUCCCCGGUGAAUAAGGCGGCUGUUGCGGAAGCGGAGACCGUGCAGUCGUCUGUGGAAGAGGUUUUCCCGGAUAUUGAGAGCCAGGCGGAGCGCGCGAAGACGAAACUCGCCAAGGCACAGGAUAACUACAAGCGGCUCGUCACGCUUGGCCCCCAGAGCGUCGACAUUUUCAAGUGGGUGGUGAGCUGGGCUACAGCGUCUUGA
Closterium sp. NIES-65 is the source of this 732-nucleotide messenger RNA. NCBI's taxonomy places the organism in Eukaryota, Viridiplantae, Streptophyta, Zygnematophyceae, Desmidiales, Closteriaceae. The record is from the annotation of a GenBank genome assembly.